AUUCAGCAUUGACAGUUGACCUCGUUUGACCUCUAUGUCGUUUGUCGUUCUGAGAGGUUAUUCAUCUGUGAAUUCUGUGAUAUUAUAAGCACCAUAAAACUUACACCGGUAAAUCAAAGUUUCUUCAAAAGUUUUAAGAUUGCUUCCUGCAGGUUGAGUUCCAGGGCAACAUAAAAUAGAAAUGAAUAUCAAUAGAAAGGACGGAGGUCCGGGCUACGUCGGCAUACAAUUUUGUCAAGAGUGCAACAACAUGCUUUACCCGCGCGAGGAUAAAAACAAUAAAGUUCUGUUGUACGCCUGCAGAAAUUGUGAUUACAAGCAACUGGCGGACUCAAACUGCGUGUACGUGAACAAAAUAAUGCACGAAGUCGACGAGCUGACUCACAUAAAUCCGGACGUUGUGAGCGAUCCAACGUUACCCCGCACGAAGGAUCAUAUGUGUCCAAAAUGCAACCAUAGAGAGGCGGUAUUCUUCCAGGGGCAGACAAGACGAGCUGAAGAAGAAAUGAGGCUGUACUAUGUGUGUACCAGCUGUAAGCAUAGGUGGACUGAGUGAAGGACUGUAGUGUUAAUUAAUAAGUUUAAGAAUAUAGCAAAUGUAAUUAUUUUUUAACUUAAAAUAAUCAAAACGCAUAUAAGGUUUUGUCCAUGUUUCUGAUAUAAACUUCUAAGAUGUACACCCUCCCGCCACCUGUAUUCCCUGCUACAUAUAUUUUGAGUUAAUAUAUAUUGUAUAUUUAAAUUUUGAAAAUUCCCUCUGAACUGUAAAAAUUCAUUCAUUUCUAAUAGACUUACUUGAAAUAUCACCUACAUUGCAUAUAGAUAAGCUAACAGUAAUCUACUACAACACCAAAAUUGAGUUAUAUUAUCUCCUUCUUCUUCUUUUGAUUUAUGGCUUUUCGUAGUGCCAAAAUAUUAUCUCCUGUCUGAUCCCACAUUUUGACUUAUGGGUCAAUGGAAUUGUUACUGUGUAUCUGUGAAAUUCAGUCAGAGAGAGAUAGGAUAUUAUGACUAAGGAACUCAUGCUACAUGAAUGAAUAAAAAAAAAAUUUGUUUCUUUCGUUUAUUGCAUAGUAAAUCAUACAUAUUUUGGUAUGUAGCACAUUUUUGGUUAAUUUUAUUAUAAAGAGUGGUGACUUGCAUAAUGCAUUGUUGAUGAGCCAAAGCAGUCCUUGUUCUAUCUCUGAGUCAAACAUUAAAUAACACAUAUUCUUUGCUUUUCAUCAAGUUGACUAGUAUCAGACUUUGUUUUAUGCAUUUUCAAAAUAGAGUUUAAGAUAUACAAUUUUUAGAGUGGGAUGAAUUUAAUUUUGAAUAAAUCCUGUAUUAUGGGUAUGUUCCCUAAACUUA
Pararge aegeria (speckled wood butterfly) is the source of this 1350-nucleotide messenger RNA. RefSeq names its product DNA-directed RNA polymerase II subunit RPB9 (gene RpII15). The transcript has a single exon. The coding region runs from base 182 to 556 and encodes 124 amino acids. Gene Ontology annotation, cellular component: RNA polymerase II, core complex. Gene Ontology annotation, molecular function: nucleic acid binding; zinc ion binding; DNA-directed RNA polymerase activity. The record is from RefSeq and is a predicted model, not a curated record. Lineage: Eukaryota; Metazoa; Arthropoda; Insecta; Lepidoptera; Nymphalidae. Gene Ontology annotation, biological process: transcription-coupled nucleotide-excision repair; maintenance of transcriptional fidelity during transcription elongation by RNA polymerase II; DNA-templated transcription.